Molecule: messenger RNA, 936 nt
Organism: Penicillium daleae
Lineage: Eukaryota; Fungi; Ascomycota; Eurotiomycetes; Eurotiales; Aspergillaceae
Product: C2H2 finger domain transcription factor mtfA
Exons: 2
Coding region: 1-936 (311 amino acids)
Biological process (GO): regulation of transcription by RNA polymerase II
Cellular component (GO): PcG protein complex; transcription regulator complex
Molecular function (GO): DNA-binding transcription factor activity, RNA polymerase II-specific; RNA polymerase II cis-regulatory region sequence-specific DNA binding
Source: RefSeq, a predicted model, not a curated record
AUGGAUUUGGCAAGCCUUCUCCACGGCGCCGCCCCGGUGCCCAGGCUCUAUACCGAGACCUACGGCAAGCGCUCACUACAAGCGCCUCUUUCGCCUCCAGUGGAGGAUCAGCCGAAGUGUUCGCUGCCUUCAAUCUCGACGUUGCUCGAGGGUGCAGAUGGAGCUCAUCACUCAGCUAAGCGUCAACGGCUAAGCCCACCCGCUCACCAGCGCGAUGCUCGCUUCGACACUGUCUGUAUGCCUCCUACGCCACCCCUCCGUCCUGGCUCAGGAUCCGGCCACAACAGCAUCUCCCACUCGCCCGUCGAGCUCAACACCCCCAAACACACCUCUCCCAACCCGCACCGCUCCUCCAUCUCCAGCACAGCCAGCUCCACGGCGCCUCAACGCCACCACACCUACGGGCCCUACGCCUCCCCAGCACCCAGCAUCUCCUCCUCCGCCUCUUCCACAACCUCAUCAACCUACACCUCCCCCGUGGAACCCUCCGCUCCCACAACAACAACCCCCCUCUACUACCCCCGCCCCUCAGCAACAACAACCUUCAACCCAGCACCAACCCCAAUCAACACAACCACACCACCAACCCAACAGCAACAGCAGCAACAACCCACCCAGCAAUCCCCCUCCAUCAUCUCCCCCGUCACCCCAGCCUGGCCACACCAACACCAGCACCACCACUACUUCCCUCCCUCCAGCGCAGCGCCCUACCAACAAAACCACGACCGCUACAUCUGCCGCACCUGCCACAAGGCCUUCUCGCGCCCAUCCAGUCUGCGCAUCCACUCACACUCGCACACGGGCGAGAAACCCUUCCACUGCACCCACCCAGGGUGUGGCAAGGCCUUCUCCGUGCGCAGUAACAUGAAGCGCCACGAGCGGGGCUGUCACUCUGGUCGUCCGGCUGUUCCCGCGCCGCAGGCGUUGGUGUCUUAA